Molecule: messenger RNA, 1377 nt
Organism: Heteronotia binoei (common prickly gecko)
Lineage: Eukaryota; Metazoa; Chordata; Lepidosauria; Squamata; Gekkonidae
Product: aryl-hydrocarbon-interacting protein-like 1
Exons: 6
Molecular function (GO): protein binding; peptidyl-prolyl cis-trans isomerase activity
Source: RefSeq, a predicted model, not a curated record
CCCUGAAUACAUUUGAAGGAGUAGGGAACCAACCAUCUGUUACUUGGAGAAGAAGGAGGAUCUGCCGGCAAUUCAGCCAUGGAGGAAACAUACCUGCUUAAUGUGGAAGGAGUCAAGAAAAAGAUUUUACAUGGAGGCUACGGGGAGCUGCCGGAUUUCAAAGAGGGGAGCAAGAUCACUUUCCACUUCCAAACACUGAAGGACGACUUUGAGCGAACAGUCAUAGACGACAGCCGCGAGUCUGGCCUGCCCAUGGAGAUCAUUGUAGGAAAGAUGUUCAAAAUCGAGGUGUGGGAGAUCCUGUUGACGUCCAUGAGGAUCGGCGAGGUGGCGGAGUUCUGGUGCGACCCAAUUCACACCGGCAUGUACGCCUUGAUUUCCAAAAGCAUGAGGAAAAUUGUUGAAGGCAAGGACCCUCUGGAGGGGCAGAAGCAUCGCUGUGGGAUGGGCAACAUGUUUGAUUAUCACAGCACAGGCUACACAGAUCUGGAUGAGUUGCAGAGGACGCCCCAGCCCCUCAUCUUCAUCAUGGAGCUUUUCAAAGUAGAAGACCCUUCUGCUUACAAACGGGACACGUGGGCCAUGAACACAGAAGAGAAGCUGGUGGCUGUACCGAAGUUACACACCGAGGGAAACCGGUUGGUCCUGUCCCGGAAGUUCAAGGAGGCAGCAGAGAAGUACCAGGAAGCUGUCAUCUGCUUGCGCAACAUUCAGGCUAAGGAGAAGCCAUGGGAAGAAGAAUGGCUACACCUGGAGGAACUCAUCACCCCUCUUGUGCUGAACUAUUGCCAAUGCCAACUGGAGCUGGGAGAAUAUUAUGAGGUUUUGGAGCACACUACUGAUCUUCUCCAGAAGGACAACGAAAACGUCAAGGCGUAUUUCAAACGGGCAAAGGCCCAUGCUGCUGUCUGGAAUGAAAAGGAGGCACGAACUGACUUCAUGAGGGUGACCCAGCUUGACCCCUCAUUGGCUGCCGCCGUGAGGAAAGAGAUGAAGCUCUUGGGGGAGAGGAUGAGGAAGAAAUAUGUGGAAGAGCGCAAGAAAUACCAGGGCAUCUUCGACCACCAUCUAGCAAAAGAUGGGACUGAAGAGCGAGCUGGGGAGGGGACAAAAGGGCUUGCUAAGGGACAAGAGGAGGUGCAGCACAAUAGGCUCAAGGCACAGAUGGAAGAAAAUGGGCCAGAAGCCCUGGAAGAAAGUAGAGCAGAAGCCCUGUGGUCUGAGAGAGAGGCAAAAUGGCCAGGAGUGGGUGAGAAGGAUGGAGAAAUAGAGCAAGGAAAUUGGGACAAGGAAGACCAAGGAGGACUCCUAAGAAAGGAGAGGGCAAUGGACAAGAAGCAGGAAGAGAUGAUGGUGGCUGAAACUGGAGAUGAAAUG